Molecule: messenger RNA, 1092 nt
Organism: Carassius carassius (crucian carp)
Lineage: Eukaryota; Metazoa; Chordata; Actinopteri; Cypriniformes; Cyprinidae
Product: protein FAM83A-like
Exons: 4
Coding region: 139-804 (221 amino acids)
Biological process (GO): epidermal growth factor receptor signaling pathway
Source: RefSeq, a predicted model, not a curated record
UCUCCAACAGUUUCUUCUGAGACAUACUUUCCUGCGGUCACAGAGAGUGAGCCUCCAGUUCUUGACUACGGCUGGCCGGUGGCUGACUGGAGUUACUAUCUGCAAGGGUUUCCCAGUGUGGAAGUGUUCUUCCACUCAAUGAAAUCAUUUCCCAUGAAAGACAUGCUUCGGGAACUCAUCAGGCAAGCAACUAAAGUUUUGGCGAUAGUUAUGGACACAUUCAGUGAUGUGGAGAUUUUCUGUGACAUACUGGAGGCGAUAAGAAAGCGCAAUGUGUCUGUCUAUCUCCUUCUGGAAUACACCAAUUUACAGCUGUUUCAAGACAUGUGUGAAAAUCUAAAAAUCAACAAGUCUCAUCUUACUAGAAUGUCCAUUCGUAGUGUUCAAGGUGAAACAUACUGUGCCAAAUCGGGCAGAAAGUUCACUGGACAGAUGAAAGAGAAAUUCAUCAUUGUGGACUGCACAAAAGUGCUGGUCGGCUCAUACAGUCUCACGUGGCUGUCCUGGCAGGUUCACAGAAGCUUGGCCGUACUCUUCAAAGGCAGCGGGGUUAAACCUUUUGACCUGGAGUUUCGCAGACUCUACGCAAUUUCUGAACCUAUCCCAGGAUUUACCUGCCACACAUCAGAUCCCGGGGAUCUCUGCCUACCCUUUGAGAAAUUCCACGUCCCAAUUCACCUGGGAGGAAUUGCCGGAAACACUCCUGACCAAUUACAACAGAAGCCUCGUAAAUCCAGGAACUGGAGUUUCCCGACAGCUCCUGUCCUGGUCAGACAAACUAGCUAUCCAACCGUCACCACUUGACCGCAAAGAUCUCAAUGGCUUCCACGGAGGAAAAUGAUCCAUCACCCUAUUGCUCAUCAGCCCCCACUUUUCAAAGAUUAUAAUACGAGGAGCCAACCUAAGCAUCCAACACAAGGCAAUCACAUCAACAGUGGUGUUCCUGCAACUUCCCACUGGUGCUAGAGCAGGUUAUUUUAAUGCUUUAGUUGGUAGAUUGUAAUAGUAGAUGUAGAAACUUUAUUUAUUUUAACACAUUCAACUUUAUUCUGCUGUGACAGUAAAAGCACCAAUAAGAGGUCCACAUUCAUU